CAUCUACAGCAAGCAACGAGUAAACAAAUCUGAGUCACGUGCACAUCUCUAGUUCACAUAUAUUUUAGUUUCAGAACAAGUUGUAUGGGAAAGAAAAGUUGAAGAAAAUCCACAUUUUAAUACUCGUGUCUGCAAAAAGGACAAAAAAAUAAAUAAAUAAAUAAACACUGAAUUUCUUGAUGUGAAUGUUGUGAUAAUUUGCCAGCGAAAAUGGAUAAUGAUAUAUCAACAGCAGCAGCAGCAGCAGCUGUGCCAAUGGCAGACGCCUCAACGGAGACGGAGGCAGACAUGGAUGAUAUUUCACUAGGCACAUCAGCAUCCGGCGAAUCGUUAUCACUAGCAGCAGCAGCAGCAGGAUUAUCGCACACAGCUGUCGUUGUCGUCGAGGAGCCAACCACAAUGCCAACCACAUCCAAAUCAGCAGCAGAUACUGAUGCAGCAGCAGCAGCUGCAGCCGCAGCAGCUGCGGAUGCGGAACGUUGUUGCUGGAUUUGCUUUGCAACGGAUGAGGAUAACCGUCUGGCGGCAUGGGUGCAACCGUGUCAGUGCCGUGGCACCACCAAAUGGGUGCAUCAGAGCUGCCUCUAUCGCUGGAUCGAUGAGAAGACACAGAAGGGCAACGCUUUGCGUUCCGUUUCCUGCCCACAAUGCCAAACGGAAUAUAUUAUUGUAUUCCCAAAAAUGGGUAAAUUGGGUGGCGCUCUGGAGGCCAUGGAUAAUCUGGUCAAGCGUUUGAGUCCAUUUCUGGCGGCCGGUUUCUUUGUGGGUUCGCUUUACUGGACGGCAGUGACUUAUGGUGCUGUCACCUUUCUGCAGAUCGUUGGGCAUGAGAAUGGCAUGUCCAUUAUGGUGGCUGGCGAUCCGCUUACGUUGCUCAUUGGUCUGCCCGCGAUACCAGUUGGCCUGGUAUUGGGUCGUCUAAUCCGCUGGGAGGAUGCCCUCUUGCGUUUGAUACGCAAUCGUGCCACGGUCAUGCGCAAAUUUCCCUUUAUCAACUUUAUUUAUCCCAACCUCAAUCAGCAGAAGGAGGAGCUGCCGACUUCAUCGAAUCCGGCUACGCCGGCUUUGUCUGAUCCCGUUUCGCCGACACGCAUCUUUUGUGGUGCUCUGCUGUUGCCCACAAUUUCGUGCAUUGUGGGUCGCAUUCUGUUUGAUUCCGUGGAGAAUACGUUGCAUCGCACGCUGCUCGGUGGAUUGACUUUCAUCACGGUCAAGGGCAUGCUGAAAAUCUAUUUGAAACAGAAGCAAUAUGCGCGCCGCAAGAAGCGUCGCAUUGUCGACUAUACGGAGGAGAAUAUACGCAACUUUAUGCGUAGCAACAAUAACAAUGCUGGCGCCGUUGCUACAGCUCGUCAACUUCUGCAACAGCAGCAACAACAGCAAGAGCAGCAGCCACCAGUUUUGGCCAUGCCACGUUUGGUGUCCGCUCGGGAUCGGGACAGCGUUGUUUAAAUCGAACGCUCAAUAUAAAUUGUAAUUGAUAUUAUAUAAAGCAACUACUUAUUAUUGUUCAACUAGUUCAGUUUUGAUUUAAGUUAAUUGUGUUUUUGUAAAUCGACGACAACAACAAACAACAGAAGCACAUGCCUCAAAAUUCCAUGUUAAAGAAUUUUGAGAAAUGUACACGAAAAAAUAUAUUGCAAAAAAAUUGGCAUCUGCUUGUAGCUUGGCCAAAAUUGAUGUUAACAAUCAAAUACGAGAAUUAUGAAAUUUGCACAGUCCCGUUUAGCAAUUAACUCUAUAUAUAACACUUGUAUGUAUGCUUCCACACACACACACACACAAUUGAAUUUAUGUUAACUUUAUUGUGAAAACUACUAAACAAAUACUUUCGACAAAAUUGCCUAUGUAAAUAAAACCAAAAUAAGAAAAACCCCUUGGCAGCGGUUGGGUUUAUAAU
Drosophila grimshawi is the source of this 1900-nucleotide messenger RNA. RefSeq names its product E3 ubiquitin-protein ligase MARCHF5. The transcript is spliced from 3 exons. Gene Ontology annotation, molecular function: zinc ion binding. NCBI's taxonomy places the organism in Eukaryota, Metazoa, Arthropoda, Insecta, Diptera, Drosophilidae. Bases 211 to 1452 code for a protein of 413 amino acids. The record is from RefSeq and is a predicted model, not a curated record.